Messenger RNA from Drosophila obscura, 1112 nucleotides. RefSeq names its product fas-associated death domain protein (gene Fadd). Gene Ontology annotation, biological process: signal transduction. Gene Ontology annotation, molecular function: protein binding. The record is from RefSeq and is a predicted model, not a curated record. Bases 95 to 799 code for a protein of 234 amino acids. Lineage: Eukaryota; Metazoa; Arthropoda; Insecta; Diptera; Drosophilidae. The transcript has a single exon.
GAAAAAAACAAUUGCCCCAACAGCUGUUGAUCGAAAAAUUUAAUGUUUUUCAAGAAAAAACAUUUUGUGGGUCGCACCCUUAUUGUUAUUCAUAAUGACUGGACGUCUUUGGUCCUACGACAUACUAAAGCAAACGGCCUGUGAAGGCUCUGCAGACAUUGACGCGAUAAAGGGAGCCUUUUCUCUUUCAACGAGAAAACUCGACUCCAUUCGGACCAUUCAAGAUUUAAUUGAUGCUUUGGAAAUUGCGGAUCUGUUGAACCCGGAAAAUGUGGAGCCGCUGUACCAGAUGUGCUCCCAUCAACCGAAACUGAGAGAAGCCCUGGACAGCUACGGGCCACGCGAGCCGGACAGCCGGGGACCUAUCAAUCUCUAUCAAGAAGAACGACUGGCCGAAGAUAUCCGACAACACCUACGUAUUGGCCAGGUCCCUCAGGUGGCAGCACCUCCACUUGUGGUUGCUGCUCCUGCGCCCCCACUUCUCGCCCAGCAGAACUACGUGACACCAGUUGCAUUCACGGAUCGCAAACGCGAGGCUGUCUUUAAUAAGAUCUCUGAGGAACUGGGUCGAUUCUGGCGAGCAUUGGGCCGCAAAGCGGGCAUUGGUGAGGGCACCAUGGACGGCCUAGAAGACCGAUAUCCCCGUGAUCUUAAAUCCAAAAUUCUACAUCUGCUGCGGCUGAUGGAGGAGGACGAGUGCCAUGACCCUAGACAUUUCCUUAUGCGUCUCUGCCGAGCCUUGACGGACUGCGGUCGGAACGACAUAAAGAGGAAGGUGGAGCAAAUAAUGUCCCACUGAAAGAUAUAGAUUGCAUGUUAAACCAACUGUAAAUGAUUUUUUGUUAAUGCAAGGCAAUGGUACUAGAAUAUAAUUGAAAAAACAUGUGAUUGUGAUCUACGGAUAAAGAGAGUGUUUCCCCGUAGAUAGGCGUGACAUAUAUAGCUAGUUGGCAGAAAGCCAAAGAAUUCUGUAAAUCUGAAAUUUGUAAUGCAUGUAAUGUAAUCCAAGAAUAGAUUAUUUAAUUCAUUUAGUGCUCAAUACAGAUAACCAUAAAACAAAUGCUUUCAUAUCAAAAAUAAAACUCAGCCAGUCAUAACACAAUUCAUUUCAA